AUGACGGUCAAAAAGAAAAACAAGACGGAAAAGCUAUAUGGACAGAGCUUAGGGUCCAAUGGUAUUGCACUGUGGGCGGGAAGGAACUUCGAUAAGAAGGCGCGAUUGGAACACAAAGAAGUUAAACAGAUAAUGUUUUCCCCCAAGGAGACGUAUAUGCUCUCCUGGGAUGGAACCCCCGCCUCCAUGCGAAAUGAAAAAGCAGUGAAGACCUGGAAUGUUAUGACGGGUGAAAUGUUGCGUCAGUUCCCCACACCUGCAGCUACACCCCGGGGCACAGAAUUUCCUCAUUUUUUAUUUUCUCACGAUGAGAAAUAUUUGGCGAAGAUAGGAGACAAAGAACUGUGUGUUUAUGCAAUGGAUCCAAAAGAUAAUUUUCCUGAUCAAGUCGCUGAUGAAGAUGUAACCCCAGUGAAGCUUCUGCGCGAUGAAAAGGGUCACUUCUCUGCGUUGAAAUAUCCCGUAGAAAAGUUUGAGUGGUCUCCUGGUGAUAACAUUGUUUCUCUAUGGAUAAGGGGCUCAGAUGAUACCCCAGGUGAAAUGUUGCGUCAGUUCCCCACACCUGCAGCUACACCCCGGGGCACAGAAUUUCCUCAUUUUUUAUUUUCUCACGAUGAGAAAUAUUUGGCGAAGAUAGGAGACAAAGAACUGUGUGUUUAUGCAAUGGAUCCAAAAGAUAAUUUUCCUGAUCAAGUCGCUGAUGAAGAUGUAACCCCAGUGAAGCUUCUGCGCGAUGAAAAGGGUCACUUCUCUGCGUUGAAAUAUCCCGUAGAAAAGUUUGAGUGGUCUCCUGGUGAUAACAUUGUUUCUCUAUGGAUAAGGGGCUCAGAUGAUACCCCAGGGUUUCAACACCUCCCUCCCCCCGGGGCGUCUGGCCUUCACUCCCGGAUGAUGACCUGA
Eimeria mitis is the source of this 900-nucleotide messenger RNA. Its product is annotated as Eukaryotic translation initiation factor 3 subunit B, related. The record is from RefSeq and is a predicted model, not a curated record. Lineage: Eukaryota; Apicomplexa; Conoidasida; Eucoccidiorida; Eimeriidae. Gene Ontology annotation, molecular function: translation initiation factor binding; translation initiation factor activity; RNA binding. Gene Ontology annotation, cellular component: eukaryotic translation initiation factor 3 complex. The transcript has 8 exons. Bases 1 to 900 code for a protein of 299 amino acids. Gene Ontology annotation, biological process: translational initiation.